AUGUCUGCCUGCGUCACUUCUAUUUGGAGGAUAUGCUAUUGUCUUCUACUAUUGAAUGUCCUUACUGUCGAUCGCAUUGACGAUGCUCUUGACUUCACAACAAAUAUGCGUAAAGCUUCUCUCUAUGCCACUGGGCUCCAUAUGAUGUUGCUUGCUGCGGAGCGGCAACUUGCGACGGUUCGCUCUGAGACCUACGAAAAUGAACGCAAUGUCUUGCACGUAUUCGUCUCAGUUAAUGGCUUGUGGGGAUUCUCGUAUGGUGUCGUUUACUCACUCAAAGCACAAGCUGCCCGCGAUUUAUUGGCAGCAUUGCUAUUCUCAGUUAUCUACGCAUUAGCCAUAGCGUUAAUGAUGCGUGUGAGGAGAGCAAACGUUGCCAAAUGGAAAGGUCAUCGUGGUACACUACAAUUUUCUCAAAGUUACCAGGUUCGUGAAAACGUCACUUCAGCGACAUACCUAUAUAAAUGCUUCUUGAUGUAUUCAGUCCAAGCCGCUGCAAGCUGGUUUUGUCUGUUAUUAUAUCUUCUAUUCAGGGAUAUUUAUAAGGUGCCCAUGAUUGAGUUGACAUUUGGAUUCAUGUUUGACAUUGGAAUAGCACUACUAUCCACCACUUUACCAUUUGCAAUCGUAACAUUCAACGAGAAACUGAGAAAGCAGUUUCAGUUCUUUCCACGCAAAAGUUGCGAGACGGCCGAAAAUAGAGCUCAAUCAUUUGUCGACUUUGAGGGAAAGCAGAUUAGAGUAGAGGCAUGUGAGGAGGCCUCAACAUACUUCAAUCAGCUCAAAGAAGCCUGGUCUUAA
Molecule: messenger RNA, 801 nt
Organism: Cylicocyclus nassatus
Lineage: Eukaryota; Metazoa; Nematoda; Chromadorea; Rhabditida; Strongylidae
Source: the annotation of a GenBank genome assembly